ACUGGUACAUGUGUUGUUUUUCACUUAGCAUAAGCUCAGUCUGGGAGAGGAAGACAGUUGCCCGUGGUUCCCUUACCUGGGGAAUUAAUUAUCGCAAAAAAGAUUAAGUUAGUCCACUUAAGCUUGCUCACUUCCCAAUAAACAAGCCUCACUUAAAGUCCUCUUCUUCAUUCAACUGCAGGACACUAACCAGAACUUUGCUAAAAAUCGUCCAAGAUGCCGAGCCAGCUUGAGGGAGCCAUGGAUGCCCUGAUAACAGUUUUCUACAAUUAUUCUGGAAAUGAUGGUGACAAAUACAAACUCAACAAGGGUGAACUAAAGCAACUUCUUAAUAGCGAGCUGACGGACUUCCUGACGUCCCAGAAAGACCCUCUGCUGGUGGAGAAGAUCAUGAAUGACCUGGACUCAAACAAAGACAAUGAGGUGGACUUCAAUGAGUUUGUGGUUCUGGUGGCAGCACUCACUGUGGCCUGCAAUGAUUUUUUUCAAGAGCAACAGAAGAAAUCUAAGUAAAUAUUGUCAAUACUCAUGUACUUUGGCUUCUCACUGUGAUUUUGGCAAAGAAAUGUCAACCAUUUACAUUUGCAAAUUGGUUAAUAAUAACCCUGUUCUAUAUUUUGUUCAUUUAAAAAUAAAUAGCAUAGUUCACGAGUUAUAUUUCAUGUACACUCAUUACUUUCAAUGAUCCACAAUAUCCAUAUUUUUUAAAGUGAUGAAAAAUUGUGACUGUAGCAAUUAACACUUCAAUAUAUCCUAUCUUAGGAAUCGUCAAAAGUCCUCAAAAGUGUGUCCAUACCUGCAAAAAAAUAUAUGUAACUGAAACCCACAAAUAGACAUGCCACUAUAUCCUGUCACCAUGCCAGGGCUGAUGGGAAAUCAUAUAUUGUACUUGCACCUACUUGUAUGUUUCAAAUUCAAUUUGUUGCAACUGAAAAUUUGCCUCUUAA
Molecule: messenger RNA, 947 nt
Organism: Boleophthalmus pectinirostris (great blue-spotted mudskipper)
Lineage: Eukaryota; Metazoa; Chordata; Actinopteri; Gobiiformes; Gobiidae
Gene: s100z
Product: S100 calcium binding protein Z
Exons: 3
Coding region: 217-513 (98 amino acids)
Cellular component (GO): cytoplasm
Molecular function (GO): calcium ion binding
Source: RefSeq, a predicted model, not a curated record